AUGGAACCACCAGAUCUUGAAUGUCCACCAAGCCAAAAUCUAGUAAGUGAUAAUGAUUGUAUGGCAUCGCCCACUUGGACACAACCUACUGUUACGGACAACUCUGGGGAGAUUAUUCUACCGGUAUGUGACUAUAGAAAUGGGAGCACAUUUUCUGAAAUGAAUACUGUUGUAACAUGUAAUGCUACUGAUUAUUACGGCAACAUUGCGUACUGUACAUUCAACAUUAUCAUUAUAGAUGAGGUUGCUCCUAUACUGGAUUGUCCAGAUAACGUCAUGAUGUGCACUGACUCUGGCGUAGCUUCAAUGAAUGCCUAUUGGUAUCCAGCUAAUGCAACUGACACCUGUUGUGGUGAUACUGAGGCAAAUGCUAACUACACAAGUGGAGAUGAAUUUACAGUCGGCGAUACCAUCGUAGGAUAUUCAGCAACCGAUUGUAAUGGGAACACUGGAUAUUGUCAGUUCGUUGUUACAGUAACUGCAUUUGUAGGUGGUAAAAAAUGUGUGUUAGAAACACCGGAAGUAUCCGAAGUUCAUGUGACAUCUGACCCGGAUAGCAUCACAUUAUCGACAUCAGUUGUUGAUCCACUGAAAGAAGACGGACCAUUCGAAUUGGCUGCAAGUCUAAUUAUUGACUAUGAUGAUACACUGGAAACUGUCAGUGGGAAUUACUUGCCAAUUAUUGCAUCUGACAUUGUGACCAUUGACAUGUACGACAGGAAUCAUAGAAAAAUAAGUAUCAACUGUAAGAUCUACUUCCCAGUUAUUAAGGACCUAACUACAGAAAAUAAUUUGAACGCAAAGCUCAUCCCAGCAUGUCACUACAAACACGAUAUAAAUGACUCAUCAGCGUAA
Molecule: messenger RNA, 855 nt
Organism: Anneissia japonica
Lineage: Eukaryota; Metazoa; Echinodermata; Crinoidea; Comatulida; Comatulidae
Product: hyalin-like
Exons: 6
Coding region: 1-855 (284 amino acids)
Source: RefSeq, a predicted model, not a curated record